Messenger RNA from Marmota flaviventris (yellow-bellied marmot), 1881 nucleotides. Its product is annotated as butyrophilin-like protein 1. Gene Ontology annotation, molecular function: signaling receptor binding. Gene Ontology annotation, cellular component: external side of plasma membrane. Gene Ontology annotation, biological process: regulation of cytokine production; T cell receptor signaling pathway; vesicle-mediated transport. The record is from RefSeq and is a predicted model, not a curated record. NCBI's taxonomy places the organism in Eukaryota, Metazoa, Chordata, Mammalia, Rodentia, Sciuridae.
AUGUCUGUGCCCACAGAGCAAUUCCAGGUCAUUGGCCCUCGACACCCCAUUUUGGCAGUGCUGGGUGAGGAUGUCAUACUUCCCUGCACCCUAGUUCCAGCCAUGAAUGCAGAGAACAUGGAACUUGGGUGGUUCCGCACCACAUUCUCACAAACAGUGUUCAUCUACUGGAACCAUUGGGAACAGACUGAGGAGCAGAUGGCUGAGUACAGAGGGCGGACUUCAUUGGUGAGGGGCUGCCUUACUGAGGGGCAUGCUGCCAUGCACCUCCGCCAGGUCCGGGUUUCUGACAAUGGAAUGUACACCUGCUUCUUCAGACAUGGAGGCUUCUAUGAAGAGGCUGAUUUGGAAGUGAAGGUGGCAGGUAUGGGCUCUGACCCCCAAGUGCACAUAGAAGGGCCAGAAGAGGAUGGAGUGCGCUUGGUGUGCAAAGCCUCAGGAUGGUUCCCAAAGCCCCAGGUGCAGUGGAGAGACCUCAGUGGAAACAAGUUCCCAGCGCUUUCUGAAACCCACUCCCAAGACACUGAGGAGCUGUUUAGUGUGGAGGCCACUCUGGUGGUGAGAGACAGUUCUGUGGGGAAUGUGACCUGCUCUGUCCUCAACCCUGUCCUGGGCCAGGAGAAGGCCAUGGCUAUUUACAUCCCAGAGCCCUUCUUCCCUCAGGCUUCUCCCUGGAAGCCAGCAUUUGCUGUGAUCCUGACCAUGCUCGGGCUCCUACUCUUGGGGGCUUGCUAUUUUAUCAGAAAAGCACAUUCCAGAAGGAUGCAGGUGAGGCAGGAAAAGGAGCAUCAGCAGCGGCUUAAGAAGCAGGAACAGCAGGCAAAGGAAGAGGUGCUGAAGGCCAUCGAUGAACUCAAGGCAGAUCUCAAUCAGAGGAAAGCUGCUUAUCUCUCUGCCUGGAGGAAGGCCCCCCUGUAUGCAGAUUGGCGGAAGGAACAGUUCCAAGCCUGGUCUGUCACUCUGGAUCCAUUGUCUGCUCAUCACUGGCUUUCUAUCUCUCAUGAAAAGAUGCAUCUGUCCUGGAAGGACCCCAGCCUGUUGUACUGUGAUGAAAAAUGCAGUGUGUUGGGUCUUAAGGGCAUCACAUCAGGAAGAUGGUUCUGGGAAGUGGAGAUAGAGAAUGAACUCUUCAGCAAGUGGACUCUGGGAGUCUGCAGGAAAGAUGUGAGGAGAACAGGCAACUACCUGGAAUCAUCACAAAGGGGGUUUUGGGUCAUGGGGAAAGGUAACAAUAAGUAUUUUGCCCAAACUGAUCCUGAGACUUGUUUAUCUCCUAGGCAGGAUCCCUGCAGGGUGGGGGUUUUCCUGGACUACAGUGAAGGGGAUGUCUCCUUCUAUAACAUGAUUGAUGGGUCCCACAUUUUUUCUUUCCCUCCCAUCUCCUUCUCUGGAGCUCUCUUUCCAUACUUCAUGCUUAGGUAUGGAGGUGUGUCCAUGACCAUCUGCUCCAUGGCAAGUGGGUCUGAGGGGCUCCCUAGAAGGAAGGAAAGGAGAAGGAGGAGGAUUGAGGCAGUAGUGUUUGUUUCCUCACUCCACAAUUGUUGUGCCCUCAUCUCCCUCUCAGUCUACUUCAGAAUUAUAUCAUCUGAUUUAUAAUGUGAUGACAUUAAUGCUAGAUCAUGUUACUCAGAAUUGCUUGGUCAUACCAUUGUCACCAUUUUGCUUGUUUCAUUUGACUGCUUUAUCUUCCCUCUCAACUUACCUGUUGCUACUUGGAAUAUAUAUUGGUUCAUUAUGGUGUCAAGUGGCAACAUGGGGGUGUUUUAUUCCACAGAAAUACAAAUGAGGUCACUCAUGAAAAAAGCCAUGAUGAAGCUUGGGUUCUUUUUGUUUUGUUUCUUCAUUUAUCUUUAUAGUAUGAUUUUUAGAUUUGAUAAAUGA